CAGUAGGUGAGAGGCAGACAAGAAAGGAGGGGUGGGAGAGCUGGUGUUUUGUUGGUUUUACGGCAGUCGUAAGUGAGGGCGCGGAGCUGGCGCGACAGAAGCUGGAAGCGGAGGAGGCGGAGGCCGCGCAGGCGGAGGGGCUUCGGCUCUGCCCACUGGCCAGUUCGAGCUGCGAGAUGAGGCCACAGCAGCCACCUGUCGCAAGCAAGGUCUUCGUCCAGAGAGACUACAGUAGUGGCACCAGGUGCCAGUUUCAGACCAAGUUCCCUCCAGAGUUGGAGAACCGGAUUGACAGGCAGCAAUUUGAAGAAACAGUUCGAACACUAAACAAUCUUUAUGCAGAAGCAGAGAAGCUUGGAAGCCAGUCUUACCUUGAAGGUUGCCUGGCAUGUUUGACAGCCUACACUGUAUUCUUGUGCAUGGAGACACAUUAUGAAAAGGUUCUGAAGAAAAUUACCAAGUACAUUCAGGAACAAAACGAAAAGAUCUACGCCCCGCAGGGACUCCUUCUGACUGACCCAAUUGAGAGAGGACUAAGAGUUAUUGAAAUUACCAUUUAUGAAGACAGAGGUGUGAGCAGUGGAAGAUAAACAUGUGGCAUCCAAGGAUCCAGUGUGUUUCAGAAAGUUCUUUCUGCUCUCAAUGCAUCAUUCCUCUCUGCCACCGCCAAACCUAUGGUGCCAUCUACCACAUGGACUAACUUCUUGAAAUCCUGCUCCCUCAGAAGCUAUCUGCUGGGCUGGCCAGCAUCCGUUUUGUGUCAUUGUGGUAAGCAUUAAACAGUGGUGUUGUCCAAGUCUGUGGACUUCUCCUUGGACACUAACAGCUCUGAUCGACGUGCAAGAAUGGAAUCUCCUGAGAACAGCGUGGAUCCUCUGUGGGUGCUGGGGGUGGUGUAUGCUUCGUUCACAAAGUGGCAAUUGCGAACAGUCUAGGCAGCUGAUCUUCUGAAAAUGCAGCUUCAUUCACUUGAGCCUCAGUGUGGUGUAACUCUAUUGUUCAAAGGGACUCAAAACAAAGGAGUUGAAGGUUGGCAAGAGAGAAUAAUGCAAAGGGCUAUCUUGAUGCUUACCUAAGAGCUGGUGUAAUCCAUGGAACACUUGAGCCUAUUGCUUCGUCCAGACCUGAGAGAGCAGACUGUCCAUUGCUUCUUUUGUUAGAUGUGAGGAUGUGCAAUGACUAAAAUGGAUGCUGUACCAAUAAAUGUAACCGCCCCUGCUCUCCACUCCUUCUCAGUGUUGAAUGUGUGAAAUAGGUAAUAAAUGGCUUUCUCAAUUCUGUGAUAAGUUAAAUUUUUAGGGCAAUCUGGUAACUCAGCUAGAAAUGGUGUCCUGGUAGCGCUUCAUCUCCUGCAAACUGCUGAAAAGUACAUCUCUGCAGUACAGUGUAGUACUUCCAAUUGUGUUCAACAUUCCUCCAGAGAUGCUUGUGAAAACCUUCUGCUGAACAAGUUGGGUUGUUAUACUUUGUGGGUUUUUUGUUUAUUCCCUUUCUCUGGGUGUUUUGGUGUAUAAACUUGAGUAGAGGCUAGCAGAGUCACUCUGCUUCUUGGAGUCACCAUCUCUUGCCAUGCCCAGGUACUAACAGACAUCAACCAAGAGAGCUUUCAAACAGAAUAUUUGACUUAUGAGUGAUGCAAGAGAUGCCAAUACCAGAUCAAGGUCUUUGGACUGAUUACUCUUCAAUUCCUGUUCCUUGCUAGUUUCUUUACCUUUCUCUAGAAAUCUGUUCAAUAUUUUAAUUGUAUGAAUACUUGUUUUUUCUAAUCUGUAACAGUGUUUUGCCUUUUGCACCCGUUACAAUCAUUUUUUUUUCAGAAACUAAUGGAUUAGUAAUGUUUUUCUUAAAUAAACAGUCAUUUGCUAUCA
Sphaerodactylus townsendi is the source of this 1868-nucleotide messenger RNA. RefSeq names its product golgin A7 (gene GOLGA7). Gene Ontology annotation, cellular component: palmitoyltransferase complex; Golgi stack. NCBI's taxonomy places the organism in Eukaryota, Metazoa, Chordata, Lepidosauria, Squamata, Sphaerodactylidae. Gene Ontology annotation, biological process: protein targeting to membrane; Golgi to plasma membrane protein transport; peptidyl-L-cysteine S-palmitoylation. The coding region runs from base 177 to 590 and encodes 137 amino acids. The record is from RefSeq and is a predicted model, not a curated record. The transcript is spliced from 6 exons.